CUCGGGGCUAUUGAACAGGUUACCUGGCGGGCUCUAGUCAGCCCGGGAUGCGGUAUGGGGUUGGUCUGCACCGAAUUAUACGAUUCGGGGCCCCCUUGUGGAGAUCGAAGAUAUUGCCAGAUUGUGGUUGCAGUCAAUCCCUGCACUGUACAAAAGUGGUGAUGGCAGAUGAUAAGCGACCACAGUUUGGAAACAGGACACUCAAAGAUGCUGAUGAUGUCUUCAAACAUAAUGCUUGGGAUAAUGUGGAAUGGGAUGAAGAACAGCAAGAAGAGGCCCAGAGAAAGAUUGAUGAAAAUGCCAGUGUGAAGGCUGAACCAGACAAGGUACAGCAGCUGGUCGAAUCUCCGAAUGUCUUCUGGGAUGCAUUCUACGACCAGCAUGAUAACAAGUUCUUUAAGGACCGAAAUUGGCUGUUUACCGAGUUCCCUGAGCUCGGCGAGAAGAACAAUUCUGAAGACUCAGCACCUCAGAAGUCGGGGGCACCGUACCCGGGCCGUGACGCCCUGCGGCGCGUCUGGGAGGUGGGCUGCGGCGUCGGCAACACCAUCUUCCCGCUGCUGGAGACCAACGCGGACCGCCGCCUGUUCGUCUACGGCAGCGACUUCUCCGAGUCGGCCGUGCGCAUUGUGCGGCAGGCGCCGCAAUUCGACCCGGACCGGUGUCACGCGUUCGUGAUGGACGUCACUGACGAGGCGGCCUCAGUGCCGUUCCCCGAGGCCAGUCUGGACAUCAUCGUGCUGAUCUUCGUGCUGUCGGCGUUGCACCCGUCUCAUCACGAGUCGGUCGCUAGGCGGCUGGCGCGCUACCUGCGGCCGGGAGGCACGAUCCUACUCCGCGACUACGGUCGCUAUGACAUGGCACAACUGCGCUUCAAGCCAGGCCGCUGCCUGCAGGACAACCUGUACGCCCGCGGCGACGGCACCCUGGUCUACUUCUUCACACAAGAGGAGCUGCGGGGACUGUUCCUCGGCGCCGGCCUAGAGGAGGUGCAGAACCACGUGGACCGGCGCCUGCAGGUCAACAGGGGCCGCCAGCUCAAGAUGUAUCGCGUCUGGAACCAGUGCAAAUACCGCAAGCCGGCGGACACCUCGUGACGCCGCCAGGCGUACCCAAAUACAGUGUAUAUCCGUGUCGCA
This is a messenger RNA of Pollicipes pollicipes, 1139 nucleotides long. RefSeq names its product tRNA N(3)-methylcytidine methyltransferase METTL2-like. NCBI's taxonomy places the organism in Eukaryota, Metazoa, Arthropoda, Thecostraca, Pollicipedomorpha, Pollicipedidae. The coding region runs from base 48 to 1097 and encodes 349 amino acids. Gene Ontology annotation, molecular function: tRNA (cytidine-N3)-methyltransferase activity. The transcript has 8 exons. The record is from RefSeq and is a predicted model, not a curated record.